Molecule: messenger RNA, 3042 nt
Organism: Colletotrichum higginsianum IMI 349063
Lineage: Eukaryota; Fungi; Ascomycota; Sordariomycetes; Glomerellales; Glomerellaceae
Product: Tat pathway signal sequence
Exons: 7
Coding region: 1-3042 (1013 amino acids)
Source: RefSeq, a predicted model, not a curated record
AUGAAUCCCGCUCAGACUUCGAGCUCUAUGAGCCUCGUGGUACAUGAGAAGCUAGAGUUAGCCAAACAUGACGAGGACGCGACGAGACUCAGAGAUACCAACGCAAAGGCAACCCAACUAUUGGGCGACAUUCAGACAGCACUUGCCGGCAUUACCGGCUUGAAGCGUGCUCAAAACUGGAGCAAGUCGAUUGAGAAGCUCCGGGCCGAGUACAAAAUGCCGCGUUUCGUCAUCGGCGUUCUGGGCGAUACCGGCUCAGGCAAGAGCUCACUCAUCAACGCUGUUCUGGACGAAGAGAGAGUUGUUCCGACCAACUGCAUGCGAGCCUGUACCGCAGUAAUCACUGAAAUCUCAUGGAACACAAACGAAGAUCCCGCAAAGAAGUAUCGCGCGGAAAUCGAGUUCAUUACCCAAGCAGAGUGGACGACUGAGGUUAUUGCUCUUCACCGCGACAUUCUGGACCUGAACGGCAAUCUUUCUCCGGACAUCAGAAACAUCGAUAGCGACGCCGGCAUUGCGUACGCUGUAUUGAGAGCAGUUUACCCAAAGCAUACCGACCAGCAGUUCAGAGAGACUGACCCCUUUGUGCUUGCGAAUUUCGUCAAGGUGCGGGAGGUAAUCGGAAAGACGCAGGUUGUUGAAGAGGCAGAGUGUGGCUCGUUCUAUUCGAAGAUCCAGUCAUUCGUGGAUUCGGAAGAGAAGCACAGCAAGAACGCCGCAGAACCUGCCAACAAGGCGCCUCACGAACAGACAAUGGCCUUCUGGCCCCUCAUCAAAGUUGUCCGUAUCUUCCUGAAGUCAGAAGUUGUGUCCAGUGGCGUUGUACUAGUGGACCUGCCUGGAGGUCGCGACUCCAAUGCUACUCGAGCAGCCGUUGCCGCGAAGUAUGUCAAGGAGUGCUCGAGACUCUGGGUCGUUGCACCCAUCACCCGUGCUGUGGACGACAAGACGGCCAAGACUCUUCUCGGAGACCAUUUCAAGCAGCAGCUCAAGUACGACGGUGCUUACAACAACAUUACCUUCAUCUGUACCAAGGCGGACGACAUUUCUCUCGACGAGGCAGCGCCGAGCCUUGGCAUUGAGAUACUCAUUGCAAAGGAGCAAGAGCGGAAGACUCGAACGGAGAAAGAGAUCGAGGAAAAAAAGGGGGCAGUCACCGCUCUGGAGCCUCAGAUUUCAAGCCUGCAGGAGACAUUGAAUAACAUCAGCAGAGACAACAAAGAAUGGCAAGGACUUCGCAAGCUGGUCAGCCAGGGACUCAGAGUGGUUGCACCCACGACAUCCCCACAGAAGCGGAAGCAUUUCCAACCUCUGACUGCGGAAGAACCUGUUUCGGCCAAAAAGGUGAAGAAAGAAUUCGAGUCUAUUGACGCUGAUGACACCAGCGAUGAAUCGGACCUUGACGACAAUGAUGACGCCGACGACGAUCAGCCUGCACCUCUGACUCUUGAGGUCACGCGAGAGAAGUUGGAUGAGCUCAAGGCGACUAAGAAGUCUGUGAAGGAAGAGAAGAAGAACAUGGUUGGACGCAUGUCGCAGCUCAAGGAGGAAAUCAAAAACCUCAGAAAGCAGCGCUCAGACAUCAAGACCAACAUGCACAGGCAGUGCAUCCAAGGACGCAACAUGUACUCCCGAGAUGCCAUCAAGCAAGACUUCGCGUUUGGUCUCAAGGAGUUUGACGAAGAACUGCUUGCGGAGCAGCAGCAGAAUGGCCCGCAACAGGCCCAAGGUGAGACUGACUAUGAGCAGAUCGGAAACAACCUUCCCGUCUUCUGUAUCAGCAGUCGCGGCUACCAGCAGCUGAGAAACCGCAUGAAGAAGGACCAAAAGGUUGUUGGAUUCACGUCGCUCGAGGACACAGAGAUCCCGGGCCUUCGCUAUCACACCCUCGAGUUGGCCGCGGCCAUUCAAGCCAGCCACUUCCGGCACCAUCUCAGCGAGAUAUGUCGUCUCCUGAGCGCGUUGGACCUCUUUGUUGCUGGAGGUGCUGCCAACCUCAAGCUUUCAGACAAGGAGAAGAAGCAGGAAACGGAAAACCUCGAGAAGUCACUAGCCAAGCUAGGAGCGGCACUUGUUGAGGUCAUCACUCGAUGCAUGACGGAGUGCAAUGUGAUUGUGAAGAAGAGAAUCUUCAAGAAAACUGGAACGGGCGCCUCCAAUGCUUCGGAAAAAGCCACGUCUACCGCUGAGGGCUGGGGCGCCAAGCACGAUGCUGGUGGUCUUCGCUACAUGACCUACAAGGCGACCUGUCGCCGUUUAGGGGUCUUCAAGGGCGCAGCUGGACCUCGUGACUUUAACGAGGGCAAGUACACUCAGUUGCUUAAGCCUCUCAAGCACCACACCGCUCAUGCCUGGGACUCCGCAUUUCGUCUGCAGCUUCCUGAGAAGCUGAAGACCUUGGCAACGUCCAUGAAGCAUCUCAUCGAUGCCUUCCACGAGCAAAUGAAAGACCGUCGUUUUCUUGUACAGAACAACGACAUCGUCAAAGACAUCAUCGUGAAGCUCUUGGCUGCUCAGAAGGAGAAUCUGGUCCACAUUGGCAAUGAGCAGCAGAAGAUGUUACAGGAGAGUGGAAAGCAUGCAAACCGAUUGUUUGGGCCCGCCAUCCAGACGUCUAUGCUGCCGGCCUACAACGGAUGCGUCCUCCAGCAAGGCACUGGCUCCUUCAUCGUCAUGAAAGACAUCAUGAGUACGCACGUUGAAUCCACGAAGAACACAAUGUUCAAGACUGCUGCCAGAGACGUCGAGAACGCCGUCAACAACAUGCUUCGAAGCCUCGAGUCGACAGUCAAGGAUGAUACCAACAAUGUGAUCAACGCGAUGCAGGAAGACUACAUUGGCCUUAUUGGAGAAGUGGCCACCGAGGCUGAUAACCGUGCUCGAAAGACGUUGAGCCCCUUGCUCAGAGAGUUUUACAACAAGCUCGAUGCUGCUUUGACUCCCGCUCCUGAGGAGGAUGCCGCCUCCCAGCCUAUCGAUCUUGAGAUGGCCGGAGGCGGAAGCGAGGACGAGUACCGGCCGGACUCCGAAGGGAGCGACUGA